This is a messenger RNA of Malania oleifera, 1941 nucleotides long. RefSeq names its product alanine aminotransferase 2-like. The coding region runs from base 213 to 1775 and encodes 520 amino acids. Gene Ontology annotation, biological process: biosynthetic process. The record is from RefSeq and is a predicted model, not a curated record. Gene Ontology annotation, molecular function: pyridoxal phosphate binding; L-alanine:2-oxoglutarate transaminase activity. NCBI's taxonomy places the organism in Eukaryota, Viridiplantae, Streptophyta, Magnoliopsida, Santalales, Ximeniaceae. The transcript is spliced from 15 exons.
UUGGUAGAGAGAGAGAGAGAGACAGAGAGAGGGAUAAAACCAAGGUCAAAGGAGUGAGGGCGGAGACAAGGCGGUGUUGGGAAAUCCGCGUGCGGCGUCGAGACGGACUGCUUGGCUUUUGCUGCUCUGAGAGUCUUCGCUGGCGGUCUCAAAUUUUCGCCCCUAUAGCAGGGCUGCUUUACCUUUAUAUAUACAUACAUGUAAGAACGGCGAUGCGGAAAUUCGUGGCGGAUAGGGCCAGAGGUCUGAUCGGUUAUUAUCAUCGUUCACUUUAUUCCCAAUCUCGUUUCUACGCUUCUCCUCCUCCCAUGGAUUCGUCUUCUUCUUCCUCUCCUCCUGUUACUGUCCAAACCAUCAACCCAAAGGUCUUAAAAUGUGAAUAUGCAGUUCGUGGUGAGAUUGUUACCAUUGCCCAGCGGCUACAGCAUGAGUUACAAGCUCAUCCAGGUUCUCUUCCUUUUGAAGAGAUACUCUACUGCAAUAUUGGAAAUCCUCAGUCUCUUGGUCAGCAGCCAAUUACCUUCUUCCGAGAGGUUCUUGCAUUAUGUGACCAUCCAUCCAUUUUGGACAAAAGUGAAACGCAGGGUUUGUUCAGUGCGGAUGCCAUAGAGCGAGCUUGGCAGAUCUUGGAUCAAAUUCCUGGAAGAGCCACCGGUGCAUAUAGUCAUAGCCAGGGCAUCAAGGGGUUACGUGAUACAAUUGCUGCUGGAAUUGCAGCUCGUGAUGGUUUUCCUGCUGAUCCUAAUGACUUAUUCCUUACUGAUGGUGCAAGCCCAGCGGUACACAUGAUGAUGCAAUUGCUGAUAAGAUCAGAAAAAGAUGGAAUUCUGUGUCCCAUCCCUCAGUACCCAUUAUAUUCUGCUUCAAUUGCACUCCAUGGUGGAACCCUUGUGCCUUACUAUCUUGAUGAAGCAGCAGGAUGGGGGUUAGAGGUUUCUGAGCUUAAGAAGCAGUUGGAAGCUGCCAACUCCAAGGGUGUCACUGUUAGGGCCUUGGUUGUAAUAAAUCCUGGCAACCCAACGGGUCAGGUUCUAGCUGAGGAUAACCAGCGGGAAAUUGUAGAAUUCUGCAAGAAAGAAGGCCUUGUACUUCUGGCAGAUGAGGUAUACCAGGAAAAUGUUUACGUUCCUGACAAGAAGUUUCACUCAUUCAAAAAGAUCUCCCGAUCUAUGGGGUAUGGUGAAGAGGAUAUCUCCUUGGUAUCUUUUCAGUCAGUCUCCAAAGGGUAUCAUGGGGAGUGUGGAAAAAGAGGAGGUUAUAUGGAGGUCACUGGAUUUAGUGCUGAUGUAAGGGAACAAAUCUACAAAGUGGCAUCUGUGAACCUCUGUUCUAAUAUCUCUGGUCAAAUUCUUGCAAGCCUUGUCAUGAAUCCACCCAAGGUUGGAGAUGAAUCAUAUGAAUCUUACAUUGCGGAGAAAGAUGGAAUUCUAUCAUCUCUAGCAAGGCGUGCAAAGACACUAGAAGAUGCAUUCAACAGUUUAGAGGGAGUUACAUGCAAUAAAGCAGAAGGAGCAAUGUAUCUCUUCCCUCGUAUUCACCUGCCGCAGAAGGCAAUUAAAGCAGCUGAAGCUGCCAAUGCAUCUCCAGAUGCAUUCUAUGUUCGCCGCCUACUCAAUGCCACUGGCAUUGUCGUUGUUCCUGGUUCCGGAUUUGGGCAGGUUCCAGGCACAUGGCAUUUUAGGUGCACUAUACUGCCACAAGAGGAUAAGAUCCCAUCGGUAGUCACCCGCUUGACAGAAUUCCACAAGCAAUUCAUGGACGAGUAUCGCGACUAAGGAAUGCAAACCCUCAUUUUACAGGGGUUUCUCAAUUUUCAGUUUUCAAUUUUCAAUUUUCAAAUAAGGUGUAGCCUCGGCCCCAGGUAUCGAUGCUCAUGGACGUGAUGCAUUUCUUUUACUUAAAACAGUUUCUGGGGACGUUAAAUCAUUGUUGAUUGUACUA